Molecule: messenger RNA, 832 nt
Organism: Salvia splendens (bonfire salvia)
Lineage: Eukaryota; Viridiplantae; Streptophyta; Magnoliopsida; Lamiales; Lamiaceae
Exons: 1
Coding region: 6-701 (231 amino acids)
Source: RefSeq, a predicted model, not a curated record
UUAAGAUGAAAGGUAUAUCGAAGCCAUUAUAUAGCCCUAGCCGGGCGCAGAAGUUUCCCCCGCCGUUAAUGCGGUUCCUGCGAAGUAACGUGGGCAGCCGGAGCCGGAGCAGAAGCAGGUCGCGGUCGAGCCCCAUAUUUUACCUCCGCGGUAGGAGAAGCGCGCCGGCAGAUAUCGAGGAACCGUCCUCGCCUAAAGUAACCUGCAUCGGCCAAGUCCGCAUCCGCCGCUCCAAGGCCAGGAGAGCCGUCAAAAAACGCCGCCGCUCGAAAAGCCUCUGCUUCGGGAACAAUCCAUUAAGCGGGUUGCUCUGCAAGUGCGGCUCAAUUUUCGGGUGGGGUUACAGCAAAACCAAUAAGGUCGAUUCCAAUAUUGAAAACCUAAACAUUAAUGGACAUUAUGAGAGCCCCGCAGAAAAUAAAAGGGGAUUUCUGGAAAAUUAUUCCCCGCCAAAAAAUGCGUUGAUGUUGACCAGAUGCAGAUCCGCGAAUGUCCAAAAAUCGGAUGAAUUAGCGGCAAGCAGCAAUAGUGAAAAAGAAGAAGAGGAAGAAAAAGAAUUAGAACAGACUGAGAAUUCAGCUGAAAAUGUUGAAGAAAUGAAGAAAAUUGGCGGCGACGCGCAGCGGCUAAGGAGAUGUAAAUCGGAGCCGGCGACUACAGGAGAAAGACUAGUUGUUUCCACAACCCAGUUUAAUUGUUAGGUGAUAAUAGUGUUGUCCAAAAUUCAUUACUAAUUUGUUGGUUUCUGCUCAUCAAACUUCUUUCGUCAUCCUUUUUAAUUACUGUUACUUUCUAAUUUCUAUCUUACAAAAGUUUUCCUCGAUUGUCUAUU